GCAUCUGCGGUGCAGGGCAGUCAGACGGGCGCAGGCUGCGGGGGUACUGAGUGAUUCUGCGGGGAGCCAGGGCACUGCUCACGGGAGGAGGAUGCAUUGCGGCCUGCUGGAGGAGCCCGACAUGGAUUCCACAGAAAGUUGGAUUGAACGAUGCCUCAGCGAAAGCGAGACCAAGCGCUAUUCAAGUCAUACUUCUCUGGGAAAUAUGUCCAACGAUGAAAAUGAGGAAAAGGAGAAUAACAGAGCCUCUAAACCACAUUCAACUCCUGCUACGUUACAGUGGCUGGAGGAGAAUUACGAGAUUGCGGAGGGCGUGUGCAUCCCCAGGAGUGCGCUCUACAUGCACUACCUGGACUUCUGCGAGAAGCACGACACGCAGCCCGUCAACGCCGCCAGCUUCGGCAAGAUAAUAAGGCAGCAGUUUCCACAGCUGACCACUCGGAGACUGGGGACAAGGGGCCAAUCAAAGUACCACUACUAUGGCAUCGCGGUGAAGGAGAGCUCGCAGUACUAUGACGUGAUGUACUCCAAGAAGGGGGCGGCCUGGGUGACGGAGACGGGCAAGAAGGAGGUCACCAAGCAGACAGUGGCCUAUUCACCGCGCUCCAAGCUGGGGACGCUCCUGCCAGACUUUCCAAAUGUCAAAGAUCUAAAUCUGCCCGCCAGUUUGCCAGAGGAGAAGGUCUCCACCUUCAUCAUGAUGUACAGAACUCACUGCCAGAGGAUACUGGACACAGUAAUACGAGCCAACUUUGAUGAGGUGCAGAGCUUCCUGCUGCACUACUGGCAGGGAAUGCCGGCCCACAUGCUGCCGGUGCUGGGCUCCUCCACCGUGGCCAACAUCGUGGGCGUGUGCGACUCCAUCCUCUACAAGGCCAUCUCAGGCGUGCUCAUGCCCACCGUGCUGCAGGCCCUGCCCGACAGUCUCACGCAGGUGAUUCGGAAGUUUGCCAAACAGCUGGAUGAGUGGCUUAAGGUGGCGCUGCAUGACCUGCCGGAAAACCUACGCAACAUCAAGUUUGAGUUAUCAAGAAGAUUUUCCCAGAUUCUUCGACGGCAGACAUCUUUAAACCACCUCUGUCAGGCCUCCCGAACUGUAAUCCACAGUGCGGACAUCACCUUCCAGAUGCUGGAGGACUGGAGGAACGUGGACCUGAGCAGCAUCACCAAACAGACACUGUACACCAUGGAGGACUCUCGCGAGGAGCACAGGAAGCUUAUCAUUCAGCUGUACCAGGAGUUCGACCGCCUGCUGGAGGAGCAGUCCCCCAUCGAAGCCUACAUCGAGUGGCUGGACUCCAUGGUGGAUCGCUGUGUAGUGAAGGUGGCGGGGAAGCGCCCGGGGUGUCUACAGAAGGUGGCCCAGCAGUUCCUGCUCAUGUGGUCCUGCUUCGGCACCAGAGUCAUCCGGGACAUGACACUGCACAGUGCGCCCAGCUUUGGGUCCUUCCACCUUAUCCACCUCAUGUUUGACGACUACGUGCUGUACCUGCUGGAGUCCCUGCACUGCCAGGAGCGAGCCAAUGAGCUGAUGAGGGCCAUGAGAGGAGAGGGCAGCACAGCAGACAGGCCUGAGGAGGUGAUGCUGAUCGAGGCCACACCUCCUGCCACAUCCCCGGGACCCUACUCCCCGGCCAAGUCUGUCACCUCUGUGGGGGUUCCCACCGCCCACUCCCCAGGGGCCGACCAAUCCCCAGAGUACCCGGGUGUCACGACAACCACAGGAGCGGUGCAGUCCUACACCUGGUCCCUCACGUACACGGUGACAACGUCAGGGGCCACGCCCUCGGACAGCAGCCAGCAGCUCUCCUGCAUGCGGGGCGGGCCGGCGCCCCCGCCUUCCUCCACCCAUAGGAUGCCCGUGUACCCCCCCCGCGACGAGCACGGGUACACUGGCGGCUACAACUACGGCAGCUACUCCAACCAGCACCAUCACCCAAUCCAGAACCAGUACCCCGCCCUGACCCACGAGCCCAGCAUCACCGCCCCCCUCCACUACCCCACCUACCACCGCACCUCCACCCAGUACCCACUCAACAGCCAGAUGUCGCGGAUGGAGCCAUGCCUGAUGGGCGGCGGCCCCCGCCUGCACCCCGCCCCCGUGGCCCCGCGGUGGUCGGACGUCCCGCCUGUCAGCAGCUGCUACCCGAGCCCCCCUGUGCACUCGUCCCGCUACCCCCCGGCAGGGGACCUGUACUCACCCCUGGCCCCGCGCAGGAACUCCGAGUACGAGCACGCGCAACACUUCCCCGGCUUCGCCUACAUCAACGGCGAGGCCACGGCGGGCUGGGCCAAGUGAGCGGCUGCGGCGGAUACGCCACUCAACAGAUCCUUUAAUGCCAAAUCCCUCCACCCCCGCCCCGC
Molecule: messenger RNA, 2364 nt
Organism: Megalops cyprinoides (Indo-Pacific tarpon)
Lineage: Eukaryota; Metazoa; Chordata; Actinopteri; Elopiformes; Megalopidae
Gene: rfx4
Product: regulatory factor X, 4
Exons: 18
Coding region: 92-2299 (735 amino acids)
Biological process (GO): regulation of transcription by RNA polymerase II
Molecular function (GO): DNA-binding transcription factor activity, RNA polymerase II-specific; RNA polymerase II cis-regulatory region sequence-specific DNA binding
Source: RefSeq, a predicted model, not a curated record